Leopardus geoffroyi (Geoffroy's cat) is the source of this 1949-nucleotide messenger RNA. Its product is annotated as probable UDP-sugar transporter protein SLC35A4. The record is from RefSeq and is a predicted model, not a curated record. Gene Ontology annotation, biological process: pyrimidine nucleotide-sugar transmembrane transport. The transcript has a single exon. Gene Ontology annotation, molecular function: pyrimidine nucleotide-sugar transmembrane transporter activity. Bases 1 to 975 code for a protein of 324 amino acids. Lineage: Eukaryota; Metazoa; Chordata; Mammalia; Carnivora; Felidae. Gene Ontology annotation, cellular component: Golgi membrane.
AUGAGUGUAGAGGACGGGGGUAUGCCAGGCCUGGGCCGUCCCAGGCAGGCCCGCUGGACCCUGAUGCUACUCCUGUCCACUGCCAUGUAUGGUGCCCAUGCCCCAUUACUGGCACUGUGCCAUGUGAACGGCAGAGUGCCCUUCCGGCCCUCCUCAGCUGUGCUGCUGACUGAGCUGACCAAGCUACUGUUGUGCGCCUUCUCCCUCUUGGUGGGCUGGCAAGCAUGGCCCCAAGGGGCUCCUCCAUGGCGCCAGGCUGCCCCCUUUGCGCUAUCAGCCCUUCUCUAUGGCGCUAACAACAACCUGGUGAUCUAUCUUCAACGUUACAUGGACCCCAGCACCUAUCAGGUGCUGAGCAAUCUCAAGAUUGGAAGCACGGCCCUGUUCUACUGCCUCUGUCUCCGGCACCGCCUCUCUGCACGCCAGGGCUUGGCACUGCUGCUGCUGAUGGCAGCAGGGGCCUGCUAUGCAGCUGGUGGCCUCCAAGACCCUGGAAGCACCCUUCCUGGGCCCCCUCUAGCAGCUGCUGCUGGCCGCAUGUCCCUGCAUAUCACUCCACUGGGACUGCUGCUUCUCAUCUUGUACUGCCUCAUCUCGGGCCUGUCAUCCGUGUACACAGAGCUGCUCAUGAAGCGACAGCGGCUGCCCCUAGCACUUCAGAACCUCUUCCUCUACACUUUUGGUGUGCUCCUGAACCUAGGUCUGCACGCAGGUGGUGGCCCUGGCCCAGGCCUCCUGGAGGGUUUCUCUGGUUGGGCAGCGCUUGUGGUACUGAGCCAGGCACUAAAUGGACUGCUCAUGUCAGCUGUCAUGAAGCAUGGCAGCAGCAUCACACGGCUCUUUGUUGUGUCCUGCUCCCUGGUGGUCAAUGCCGUGCUCUCAGCAGCCUUGCUGCGGCUGCAGCUCACAGCUGCCUUCUUCCUGGCCACGCUGCUCAUUGGCCUGGCUGUGCGCCUGUACUAUGGCAGCCGCUAGUCACUGACCAUCUCCACCCGGACUCCUGACUCUAUAGAUUGGGCGCCACCAUCAGAGCCACCUCCGAGGCCUCCCUACCCUUCUUCAGCAGCCAGCCCUGUAACAAGUGCCUUGUGACAAAAGCUGGGGAAGUGGGAGUAGCCAGGUUAGUCUCUGGAGGUGGGUGGAUGAAGGGUUACCCCAGGAAACUUGAAGACUGGGUUUGCCCUGAAGUUUUUCCAGAAUAAGGAAAUGGGAGAGCAUCAAUACCUAGGCCUUAGAAGUGACCCCAUCCCCAGUGGAGGAGGCUCUCCACCUCAUCCUGCAUGAAUACAGUUGCUUUGAGUGGGUUUGGGCAACAGUUGGCUUUCCUAGCCUCCUGUGGUCACCCCAGCAGACCCAUUGCCCCCAGGCCUGGUACUGGCUACUCCGGCCCAGCUGUGGUACAUGACUCCCCCAUAAGAGAUAUCCCCCCCCCCCCCGCCCCCACCCACUGUAAUGCAGGAAAGCCUAAUUGCCACAGAUUAUACACCCGUCAUCCAGGCUACUCUUUCAAACUGCCCUAGCUCCAGCGGUACCUGGGGACAUUGCCCCCUGCUCCCUCCACAGUGCUGCUCUCCACACCCACCCAGCCUUUUUCUGGAGACCCCAGAGAGGGCUGGAGCUUGACUCAUCUCAGGGAAUGUUGCCCCUGGGCCCUGGCUUAAGGCUACACUCCUGACCUCUCUGCUCACCCCAAGGGCCCUCUCAAAGCCCACUGUCCCCUCUACAACUCCUAGGAGGUACCAUUUUUCUCACUCUGGGUCCUGCCCCUGCCUAGCACUGUCCCAGCUCUACACAAGAGUGUAGUAAUCCACACAGAUUAGGGAAGCUCUACACAGAGUGACCUGGAACCAGGCACAGGGAAAUUUGGUGUAGUUCAAUCAGUGUUUCUAACUGUAAGCAAUAAGGUCUUAAUAAAGUAUUCUGGGGUGCAGGUGGUUCCUGCAAUUGGC